Symbiodinium sp. CCMP2592 is the source of this 9522-nucleotide messenger RNA. The record is from the annotation of a GenBank genome assembly. NCBI's taxonomy places the organism in Eukaryota, Dinophyceae, Suessiales, Symbiodiniaceae.
AUGUCUACCAUCAUCGAAAGCGAGGCUGCCUUCGAGAAGAGGUGCCUAGAGGUUCGAGGAGAUGGCUCACUUACUGCGGGGCUGUCCACCCAAGGCGUCAAAUCUUUUCGCUCGCUUGCCUUUGCUCUGGGAACCCCUCAGAGCCCGCCGACCGAGGAUGCCUUCAGAGAGCUUGCAAAACUUGUGUAUGCCACAGGUGAGCCGACUGUAGGCGAGUUGUCCAGUAUCAGGCAGUUGCACUUUGAGGCGUCCACUCUGGUGAUCCAGACGUACAGGGACAUGGUGUCGCAUGAUUCUUCAGAUGGUGCACCGAUGAGAAAGCUCCCGCUGCCAGAGAAGAGGGCUCGUAAGGAAUCCCAACAGUCCAGACUAAGGGGCAUAGACUUGGACGGGGAGCUUGAUCCUUCAUACCAGUUGAUCGAUGCAUGCAAUCAUCAGAUGGAGAACGCCGUGAUCUACUGGCUUGCACCUUCCAAGUGCCCCAAGCGUGAGCAAGAGGUGAUUGCAGGUUUCAAGGAAAAGCCGAGCACCCUUCAAGUUGAGAACAACACUGUCAAGGUAGGAGGUCCGAGUGUCACAGUGGAGUGCGAUACUUCGGAUUCUUUGCGCUGUCAGUGGGCUUGGAUGCGAAGGGGUCUUGCCUACGAUCAGUGCAAGAUGCUUUCUUACAAUGUGCAUCAGAAGUGGAUCCAAAAGCUUCUGGACUGCCUGUCACAGGUCCCUCCACCGAACUUUGCUCCUGUUACUUUGACGCAGUGUGUCAGGGCAGACAAGGAGAUGUUCCUGCUCAUGUCACAAGAGGGCCUUCAAUCCUUCAAGCCAGGGCCUUCAGGUGUUCCGCCUCUUGAUGCAGUCAUGUCCCGUUUAGCCUUCGAUCAGCGCAUCACUCAGUUCUUGCUUCCUAUGCAGAAGUCGCAAGUCGUGAAGGUUGCGCCUACAAAGGUGACGGAGGAUGACAAGCCGCCUGCACCCCACAAGGUGCCACGCAUCGCGACUGAAAAGGCUAAGGCAAAGGCGAAGGCGCGAGGAGGCCCGAAGAACAAGCCGGCAGCUUUGGCAGCAUAUGAUACGAGGACCAAGUUUGGCAAUGCGUGCUGGGGUUUCAAUCUUCCCGAUGGCUGCUCUAACAAGACCGAGAAGGAUCCGAAGUCAGGCUUCCAGAAGUGCGACAAGGGAGAGGAAGCGGCAGCGAUGUUUCACCUUGAGCAAGCUUCCGCCCCUUCUGAUGGAACAUCCGUUGAUGGGGUUGGCAAGGAGGCUAAUGUGUUGACUGGGUUGGCUAUGAAGCGCAACUUCAGCCAACUCUUGAAGACACCUGUUGAUGCUGAGAGCCCGGUCGCAGAUCAAGCAUCUGCCGAUACCCACGAACAGAUGGCGCGCACAAUGCUCCAUGCAAACGCCUUUACUGCCAGCAACUGCAUCCGCCUGUUUGAUGCUUGCCCCAAGGACCGAUCCCUUCGAAGUGUGCAGGACAGCUCCGUGGCAGGAACGCGCAUAAGCUUUGGGUUCUAUGUUCGCGGUGGCCAGGCCAUCGUCUUCAAUGCAUGCACGUUGGCUCCGGCCACUUGUCGAUUCUUCACCUCGGUGGUUCGAUUCGUCGACCCCACCCAUGUGUUCGGGGCUUUUCAGAUUCUUUCUGAUGUUCGUUCGGAGCUUCAUCUUGACAAAGCCAACGAAAAAGGAUCGAGGAACCUUGUCGUUCCUCUCACCUUCUUUGAGCAAGGCCAGAUCUGGAUCAGGGAUGAGGCAGGGCAGCAUGAGAUUAAACACGGUGGCAAGUCAUACUUCGGAAAGUUGCUUGAUGUUAAUGCAGGGCCGCUUCGCAUCGACCCAUCAGUGCAUCAUGCAGUUCUGCCUUGGCUUGGUCGCAGGGUGGUUCUGGUUGCUUACAUGCCGUCUUUUGUGGAAAGGCUCAGCCGUCGCGAUAAGUCCUCUUUGUCUGAGCUGGGAUUUGUCUUCCGACAUUUUUCAGGUCCGAGCAGUGGCCCUUUGAAGGACAUUCGCGAUGCACCAGCGUCGUCUGCACGGGACAGCUGUAACGCUGAGGACUUCUUGAUUUUGGAGCUGUGUGCAGGCACUGCCAGUGCUUCUCGAGGCAAACACAUCAAGAAGUGGGAGGAGCAAGGCUAUCAGCUACCUGCUGAGCUUCGGAGCUCUGAGUAUCCUGACAUGAUCCCUGGGCUUUCACCUCAGGAUCGCAAACGGGUCGAGGAUGCAAAUCAACUUUACUUUGAAACAGCUCGGCUGGUUUUGGCUUCUGUCGGGCAGGAUGUUUUGACUGUGGUCGAGAAUCCUGACUCGUCCCUUUAUUGGGCUACGUCUUUCUUUCAGUCCAUUACUUCUGUAUGCCCUGGGUUUUUCACCCGUUUUCACUUGUGUUGCCAUGGGGGUGCACGUCCUCGCUUGAUCCGCUUGUGGUCAUCCAAGAAUGUCUUCAGUUCGCUUGAGGCUCGUCGUGACAACUCGCACCCCCACAAGCCAUGGCAGCCACGUUUGUUCGGGCGUAAGGUCAAAUUCACGACUUCUGACGAGGACGAGUAUCCGUCUGUCUUCUGUUUGCGGUUGCUUUCAGCUUUGGCAAGUCAUAUCCAGGUAUCCUUGGAUAAUCCCUCGCCGCAACAGUCGGUGCCUUUCCACAGCAAAAGCACCAGGGUGGCUUUGGGUCUUCAACCGCGUGGGGCUUCCUUCGGGCCUUUGGUCGCAGAAUUUUCACAUGUUCUGUCGUGCUUCUGCCCUCCGAGUAAGCCGCAACUUGUGAUGGACUUUUUGGCCACGCAGCCUAAGGGCUCUCGCAUUGUUCGUCGCUCUGUUUUGGGAUGGGGGGACGUCUUGCAUUCACUUGAACUGUGCGAGCACCCUACUUUCCUUGAGGUCCCAGAUCCGAGGUCUGUUCAGGUCGCAGCAAAAGGCACUCAGGUUGAACUUGUGACGAUUGGCAUUCCGUGUCAGCCUUCCGAGUUCAUUCGAAGGGCCUUGAUCACAGGACACCCCAGGAGCUUCGAUUUCCAUCUUGAACCCGAAAUAGAUGAGGCGAUUCAUGCGAACUUUGUUGGAGAUCCUGGUGACUUAGCCCGUGCUCGAAUCGACUUUGUCAAGAAGUGGAGUGCCCGAGCUAAGGAGCUCCAACCUGAGGAGGAUAAGCUUCACUCCGACAUGCCUGGCUACCUUGCACAGGUUUUGCACGGCAAACGUCUUCUCCUGUUUAAGGAAAUGAUGCAGGCGGCCGGAUGUAGCGAUGAGCACCUUUUCAGGGAUGUUGUGGCUGGCUUUCGCAUAUCCGGCUGGAUGCCGGCCACCGGCAACUCCGGACCUAAGGUCAGAGCACCAAGGAUGUCGGUGGACACCCUCAAAUUGCUUGCCCCUGGAUUGAACAAGACUGUAGUGACGAAGCUUGCACGCCGCCAGGACUCAGAGCUUGAGGCAUCAGUGUGGCAAGAAACGCAGAAGGAGAUAGACCUAGGUUGGGUUUGGGUUUCGACCGAGAUCUCCCUUUGUAGCAUUGUCAUGCGCUUUGGUAUUGUCCAAAACGGGAAAGUUCGCUUGAUUGACGACUGCACCAUCUCUUGCCUUAACUUGACGGUUGGGCUUUGCGAAAGGUUCGAGCUACAUACAAUUGACAAACUUGCUGCGAUUCUGUCUUGUGCGCUUGAGAGGUCUCCUGCCUCAGGCUUGUCGGGCUGGGUUGGGAGAAAUUAUGAUCUUAAGUCCGCGUACAAGCAAUACGGCAUUCACCCAGUUGACCGCGCCCUGGUGAGACUGGCAGUCAAUAGACCAGGAGAGGAAGAACCGCUUCUCCUUGGCCUGAACGCGCUUCCUUUCGGAUCUGUAGCGUCAGUAAGUGCAUUCUUGCGUGUAUCGUUCGCCAUUUGGAAGAUAGGGAUUGUUCUUGCAAGAAUAGUGUGGACUGCGUAUUUCGACGAUUUUACGAAUGUCUGCAGGAGAAUCUUGAAGGACAACACUGCUUGGGUCAUCGAGUGCUUGUUUGACCUGUUGGGGGUUCGCUUCGAUAGGUCGGGCAAGAAGGCGAUUGACCAUGCAACUUCCUUUGCAACUCUGGGUUUGCAGGUUGAUCUUGCAAACACGGAGGACCGUGUAAUUCUUAUCGGCCACACCGAUAAGAGGCGUGAUGAACUGUGCGCCUCGCUCAGCGAAGUUCUUGAGCAGGGCAAAUUGGAGCCUAGGCCUUUUGAGAGGUUGAAAGGGCGCAUGGUUUUCUUCGAAGGUUACAGCUUCGGGAGAGUGAGCAACCAAGCCGUCCGGACUUUGUCGAGGGCUUGCAAACACGCCAACUCGUCCGUUCACUUGAACGCUCUACACAGGUCCGCAUUGCACUUCUUGAUCGAGCGAACCAAGUCAGCUGAGCCUUUGAGGGUUCAGCCUUGCCUUCGAGCGACUUGGAUUCUUUUCACGGACGGAGCUUGUGAGGCUGAGAGAUCUUGGGGUGGCGUCGGAGGCGUCCUCUUCGCCCCGAAUGGCAGCUGUGCUGGCUACUUCGGUGAGUCGGUUCCAGAUGAGCUCAUGAUUCAACUCCUGUCAUUUUCGAAGAAUCCGAUCUUCGAGCUUGAGAUUGCUCCAAUCUUGAUUGCAUACGAACUGUGGAAGGGUCUUAUCCAGGGAGCACAACUCGUGUGCUAUCUUGAUAACGAGGGAGCGCGGUACUCUUGCAUCCGUUGCUUCGCAGAUACUUCGAGUGUCGCUGAUGAUUGGGUGCGUGGCAUCCUUCACCUUGAAUCUCAAGCACAAGUGAACGUGUGGUACGGUGCAGAGGCUUUGCAGGUACAGGUCGCGUCCGACCUGGGCCACUCUCCUUUCAAGAAGGGGGCCAUCAAGGAGCAACCACAGUUGGCCGAGCGCUACACAGAGCAGGUUGCCGUUGCAUUGCAAGCUGUUGAUAAGUAUGAGCCCAAGAAGUUGAACGCCCUACUGCUGGAGGUCGGGAGAAAGGUCUUUCAUGUUCAGCGCCCACCCAGCUUGCCGCCGCCCUGGACUGGAGCGCAACACAUUGGCGGCAUCAAGGACAUGUGGCAACAUUAUCGACUCAUGCGCAGGUCCUUCGAGGAGGCCAAUCGUUCUCGUGUGGGGCGACUCCGUGCUAUGGUGCAGGCUUGGAAGCAUAGGGUUCGUUUCUUGAAAAUGCAUCGCAUGGUUCAGAAGCAUUCUCGACAACUACGCCGGACCAGGUUGGCACAGCUACUUCAAGAGGCGGAUGCCCACACACGCUCUGGCUGCAGUCAGGCGCUCUUUGAUCUAGUUCGGAGAGUGGCACCCAAACAAGCACGAAAACGAGCUCAGCUACGGACUAAGGAGGGCAAACUGCUUACUCCGGCUGAAGAAGCCCGUGCCCUACAGGAUUUCUGGCGAUCGGUGAAUGGCGCACCAGGGUCGCUCCUUCGUUCGGGACAGGCUUCCAGCUACAACGUGCUGCAGCAGGACAUUGAGCAAGCCCUACGCGAUCUUCAGGCGAGCAAGGCUGCCCCGCCACACUGUGCUCCACAUGCCUUCUGGAAACUGGCCUCUUCCCCAGUUGCUGCGUUCAUGGAAGAUAAGGUUUUCUCAAGCUGGCGUGAGGAUCAAGCGUGGGUCCCAGAUGAUUGGUCGGCGGCAUGGCUGGUGUUCCUGCAUAAAGUUGGCAAGGCCAACGAUGACCCCGCAUCAUUACGGCCCAUCGCGCUGCUAGACCCAAUGGGCAAGGCAGUCAGUGGUGUCCUGAAGAGGCACCUCGAACCAUAUUUGAUAAAGGCAACUGCCACAUUGCCACUUUAUGGCUAUCUUGCGAACAGAUCCCCGCAACAGGCCCUCACGGUGGUCUAUGAGCACUGCGAUAGAGUUCGAACUGCUGCCCGAGCCCAAACUCGAUCCUGGUACGAACUACGAGCGGGACAGAAGAGGUCAUCGUGUGCAGGGGGCCUCCAGGUCAGUGUGGAUUUUUCUCAAGCGUUUGACCGUGCAGACCGACAACUUUUGGUGCGUGCCUUGCAAUUUCUUGAAGUGCCGGAUGACUUGACCGAUGUGAUUCUCAGGUGGACCCAGAAUACGGUUUUCCACAUUGACAAGGCCGACGCGUCUGAGCAGUAUCAUUCCAGUACUGGCAUCCGCCAGGGAUGCAAGUUGUCUCCUACACUGUGGUGCUGUCUGUACACCUAUGUGCUACAUGUUCUUGAUCAACAGCUUGGUGCGGAGUGGAGCUUAGCGCACCUGCUGGGAUUCGCGGAUGACACACAUCUGCGAUGGGAAUUUCAGGAUCGAGAAGGCCUGCUCAAGGCCCGUGUUGAGGCAGGACGUGCACUCAGCAUUCUUGAGGACCUCGGUUUCUGCAUUAGUCGGGAUAAAACAGUAUGCUUGCUCAAGGCGGAGGGUGUCCAAGUUCCACAUCUGAUGCGCAAAAUCACGCGCAAACGCCUGCAGCCCAAAGGCACUCUGCUGAUUCUCGAUGAGAGAUGGACGUUGCCACUCAAGCGCGACCACAUCUACUUAGGAGCUGUGAUCUCAUAUGGCAACUACGAGAUGCUCAAUGCACAACAUCGCAGACAUGCAGGACAAGCUGCCUUCUCACGCAUGCGCACUACGCUUAUGUCGCACCGUGCUCUCUCCCUUGACAAGAGGCUGCAUCUAUGGCGUACCAUUGUCCUGCCGGCCACUUUGUAUUCCUUGUCUUCUUCAGGAUACACCAGGAAAUCCUUUGAUCUCAUCCGGGUCCUGAUGGUCAGGCAGAUUCGUGCCAUUGCCCGCAGUCCGAGACACCUCACUGAGGAGAGUGAUCUGCAUCUACUACAGCGCCUACGGCUGCCUCAAAUACAUGAGAUGCUGCUUCAGGUCCACAGUCGAGUCGUUGAGGCUUCCACUUCUUUACGCCAGAUCCUUAGUCCGCAAGAUGUACGUCUCACGCAGGAUAUCGUCCAGCGUGAAUGUCGGCUCUAUGAGGCUUUCAAGCAACUGGUUGCUACGGAUGCAAAGGCUGCUGGCACGCCGAACAGGCUCACGUGUGAACAUUGCGGGCAAACCUUUGACAAUGAUGCAGCCCUGCGGCAACACAAAGGUCGUAUGCACAGCAAAACCAGAAUGGAGGCGGCACCCACGGUGUUCGACAGGCAACAACAUGGCACUGACGGCAUGCCGCGUUGCCGUGGAUGCGGGCAUCCCUUCGCUAGGUGGGCGGACCUUCAGAAGCACAUCGAGGAGAACCACUGCCAAGGCAAAAUCCAGGAGGAAGCGCCCGCCCUUGAAGAGCGGUCCUCCGUUCUGCAGCAGGCUCGUGAUGGCACGCUACAUAUACAAUCGCUCACUCUGUCCAUGCUGACGGACGAGCUUAGGCUGGAGCUGCUCUCACAUUGUGCGUGUUGUAGACAGUGGAUGCCCAACUCCAGAUACGUCAAGAUGCACUGGAAUCGAGUGCACAAAGUUGAAUCCCAACAGUUUCAGGCUCGUACACUGCAGUGGCGUCGUCUUUCUUUUGAGCCCAUCAAAAACACCUGUCCUUGGUGUCAGGGGACCACUGCGGACCGCUCGGAUCAUCGGGACACCUGUCCGGUCCUCUUUCAGCUCAGUAUGGUUCGGGCCAUCAUCCUAUCUGCUGAUGAGGCUGAAUCUCCGGAGGCUGAGGCAAUGAUGCCGGACAUGACUCUUCCAGCAAAGGACGACAUACCAUCAUGGAACAUGGAGUGUAUGCUGUGCCGCGAGUCAUGCACUGCCAGAGGGUUGCGCAAACAUUUCGAUCAGAAGCACCAUGUGAUUUGGAAUCAGGCUCAACCUAAGGUGGACUUGCUUUGCGCGGCUUGGGCAAAGGGACUUGAAACCAAAUGUCAGUUUUGCAACAGUACCUACAACAAGCGCAAUCGGCAUGCCAUCACUUGUCCUGCUGUUACACAGACUGCCCUGGCGCGCGCAGCGCUUCAGGAAGUGUUUGGAUCCUUGGUUGCGGAGAACGGGCCGCUGAUGGACUUCGGAGCGGGAUCCAACAUAGGCAAGCGCAACUCGGAGAAUCCACUGGGGCCCCUAACGAGCCGACCAGCCAAAACGGGCCGUCUCAACAACGGUCAAAAGGGCGGACGCGGCAAAGGAGGGCGACCCAUGGAAGACCUGUUGCGACUUCUAUCUUCGAUCAUCCUGCGACACGAGGACCAGCUGAAGAUUCUGAGACAAUCAACGGGUUGGGUGUUGUUCGCGAAAACAGCAUCUCCGUCCAUUGUACCGGGGAUCCUCAAGGCCUCCCUGAAGUGGAAGGACGACGUGGUCAAGCCGGACUGCAAGUUCGCCAACGUGAGCUUGCGCGCAAUCCUCUUCUGGAAUCUGAUGGAGCAGAUGUUAACGGUGCUACAGGGUCUCACGCAGGAAGCGAAGGCCAAGGCUGUGGAAGAGGGGUGGAUGAACAGUGCGGGCGCUUGGGUGUUUCAGGAGUGGUCGCACGAGAAGCACUGCCUGCAGAUCGACAGCUCCAGGAAUCCAACAACGACGGAGGAGCUCCUCAACAUCCUACGCGAACUGAAGACGCUCGCGACCUCAGAGGUGAUCUCAGCGUUCUUUUCGAAUCGGCCGCUGACGGAGCACAUGCAAGGACACAUGGUAGUGUUCCAGCUGGAUGUGUCGUUCCGAAAAGAAGUGGCGCAUCGCUUCUACGUGCUGUUGGAAGCUCUUCAAGGACAGGCCUCCCUUCAACUGUGCGGUGUCCAACUGCGCAAAGAGGGCUUCCGGAGAUCGCCUGCGGACCCUACGCUUGAUGGCUCCUUCGGCAGUGCCGGGCUCACCUUUCUUAAGAACCUACUGCAACAUACACAACAACCCGUGUUCAUUGCAGGUCAACUGAUGUUCAACUUUGCUCUACGCGGAUGGAGGUCACCGGCCACACAACACGAUUGCGCAGAGUUCUUUUCACACAUCAUUGCCCGCUUUGGCAUCACAGCGUUUGAAGGUGAGUGGGAAGCUCGUACAACAGUUGAGGACUCUCCGGGGCAGUUUCGAUGUGAGCGCUCUGACAUUGGUCGGUGCACGGAGGCGAUAUCAAUCGACCUACCUGCGGGGCGUGUGCAUGCUGCUCAGUAUCUUCUUCAUUGCUGGCACACGCAAGCUCACCCACAUGCCUUGAAGGUCGCACCGGCUCUUUUGCUGUUGCGCUUUUCUCGAUAUGUACAGGCGGGCCGAAGGAUCAGAAAACGUACCUGCAAGAUUACCUGGCCGCGACAACUUCACCUGCCACUUUUCAGGGGGAACGAUGAUCUUACAUCAGGCACGGUUGCCUACGACGUGCUGGCUGCCAUCUCACAUCAUGGUCCCAUCCUGAGUGAGGGCCAUUAUACAACUUUGCUCCAUGCGGCAGGGGGCGACCUUCAUUGCGAUGACAAUACCGCGCACAACGGAGUCCGGCCCCUUAGUGGUCGGAUGAAAGUGAACUUCUUCAGUUGGGGAUCCACAACUCCGCCAGCACAGGUCACUCCUGGGGUGAUGAGAGUGGCGGUCCGAUGGUUGUGGAAUGUUUUCUCGGGGAUAUCUGCUCUCAGUGCAAAAUCAGUGGAGCUUGCUAAUGCUUAA